Molecule: messenger RNA, 3289 nt
Organism: Carcharodon carcharias (great white shark)
Lineage: Eukaryota; Metazoa; Chordata; Chondrichthyes; Lamniformes; Lamnidae
Product: desumoylating isopeptidase 1-like
Exons: 6
Coding region: 155-655 (166 amino acids)
Biological process (GO): protein modification by small protein removal
Molecular function (GO): peptidase activity
Source: RefSeq, a predicted model, not a curated record
GGGGUGUCCUGGAUUGCCUCAUUUGGAGGGUGUCCUGUGAAUAGUGGUGGUCGAUGCUGCAGUGGUUGAGCAGCCGCUGUGAGUGAAGCCAAAGCGGCCUCGAAGGACAGGGAAGCAGCCCCUCACCCCCCCCCCCCCCUCUUCCCCCGGUGCCAUGGACACACCGCCUCACCCCGUCAAACUCUAUGUGUACGACCUUUCCCGGGGGCUGGCCCGCCAGUUCAGUCCUCUCAUGCUCGGAAAACAGCUUGAAGGAAUAUGGCAUACUGCAAUUGUUGUCAAUGGGGAGGAGUUCUUCUAUGGGUCCAGUGGAAUUGCUAACUGUCAGCCCGGAGGGACUUUACUUGGGCCGCCUGACUCUGUCAUUGAUCUUGGGACCACCGAAGUGACUGAGGAGUUAAUCAUGGAGUAUUUAUCAUCUCUGGGAGAAUCGGCCUUCAGGGGAGAGUGCUACAAGCUCUUUGAACAUAACUGCAAUACGUUCAGUAAUGAAGUUUCCCAGUUCCUCACUGGGAAGAAGAUUCCAUCCUACAUCACUGACCUGCCUUCUGAGGUCUUAUCAACCCCUUUCGGCCAACUCAUUAAACCAAUCCUGGAUUCGGUUCAGAUACAGCCAGUGGGAGGAAGCAGCUUCAAUGAACAGAAUCCGAGCUAGUAGAAGCGAACCUGGGAGCUGCUGACUGUGAAGACUUGUACAGUGACAGGCCUCUCAGAACUAUACAGUGAUUUUCAAAAAAAAAGUGAAGAUUUCCCUUCAAGUAUCUUUCAUCUCGUAUCUAACUUAACAUAGAACAUUGAAAAGUGGUAGAAAUGCUUUUUUAAAAUCUAUUUGAAAUGUGCACCUAAUACAAAAAUACUGAACUCUACAGUGCAAUACAUCAGGUUAUCAUGCUCCCUCAUCAGCUGUCUUUGAACUAUACCAAGAGGCAGUCUUGAGAGAUUGAAUACUUUAUAAUGUAUUUAUUCCUCCCACACUGACAACUCCAAAGUAGGCCACCAGCAUGGAAAUCUGUGUUCACCCACUGUCGUGCCAGCAUCGUUGCCAAUGUAUUGGCCAAUGCAAGGGGGUAAUGUUUCCAGUUUUGUCGCUGAGUUUAUUUGGUAUAGCUGUGUUGCAUAUGAGAGGGAAAAAUAUACUUCAGGCACUAUGCCUUGAUGUCUUAUUUGCUCACUUCAAAUUGCUGCCCAUCUAAACCUUAAUUCUCUCCGGAAUCCACCCAUGUUCAGAUGGAAAUCAGUUUUUUUGUUUGCACCGUUCAGGCAGGGGAAUUUCCCUCGUUCAGUCCUUGCUGUGCUGUAGCCGGCACCACCUUCUGUAUGUCUUUUCUCCUGGUACUUGGCAGUUAACUUCUGUGCUUUAAGCCUCUGCACACUUCCUAGGUACUGCACUCUGUUCAUAGCACAAUCCCUGCACUGUCCUUGUGACUAUCAGCACUUGGCUACAACUGCAGGAGGAGUUGAGCCCUUUCCUUUUUCUGCCUUUCACCUGAUCAAUGUAGAAAGCGUUUGCGUAUUGUUAAAACAUACUGGCCUGAGGGUGGAGCCAAACGAGGUCUCCCAGUUUCAAACUACUUUAGUCUCAAAGCACUCACUUUGUUUCUUUCCUCGGGUUGUUGUCCCCUUGUCCCUCCUGCCCAGGCUAUGAUGCCGGAGGAUGGCUUCACUAGGACACAGAAACCUUUGCUUGCCAGCAGGCCACUCAUUGGAAUGAUGAGUGCUGGCAGUCUUUUUGAAUUUGGAGCCCUCGUUGUCAGGCAUGAACCUAUUUUCACCAGGUAUCCCUGUAUACAUAUUUCCCCACACCAUUACUGGCUAGCAGUCAGGAGCAGUGUAUCGAGCUGUUCACAUCCCCUAACCCAAAAGGUUGUAUCUCUUCCUUUACACCCACCCCAUUUGAGACCAGCUAAUUAACAAGCUAGAGAGUGAACCUGCACUUCCCUGUGCAAUUCAGUAUUGGCCAUCCCUACUGUAAAAAAGCAGACCAGAGGCCAUCUCAGGAGUCACUGAGCAGACCAACAAGCUCCCAAGGUUCAAAACUCACCCGGGCCUGUUGAGUUUUUCCCAGGCAGCAGUAUGAGGAGUUACAGCAUGUAGCCACAUCCAGUUCAGUGUUGUCCAACAUGUUAGCCACCAGCGAAUUGGGAAUCCAGAUGUGGAAAAUUGCAUUCCUGAUUGGUAAAACAAAAAAAUGAACAAUAUACAUUGUUCUAGGGUGUGAGAUCUCAGUGCUCCCAUUUGCAUGGGGUGUGCAUGUGAACUUUUAACCUUUUUGGGCAUUUGUUGUUGAAAUAGCACGCAGGUGUUUUUUUAUUAUGCUUCCUUGGUUGCUGAAUGGUGGCAGAUGUUUGUGACGUAAAUACAUUUGUAUGAAGUGCAAUUACCUGUAUUUUUUGUAGUGUAUGCAAGUUGUUUAUUUGACUAACAAUAGUAUGUGACCAAAAUGGCAUUGCUAUAGCCACACCCUGUAGCUAGGUAGCAAUUUCUAUUGGACAACCCUGGUCCAGAUGCUGAAGAUCUUACUCUCGCUCUCGCAUGCACUCUCUGUAUGUAGAGUCCUCGUUCUCCGAGGGUUGCUAAUCAUGGCUCAGUGAUACCAUGAUAUCACAAUGGGGCAAGUAGAAGAGCCAGGCACCAAGAACUACCUCAGCUAGUACAGAGAUUGAAUCCUCACUGUUGGUGUUAUUGAGCAUUGUGUGCAAGCCAGCCAAACUAAUCAGCCCUACUCCCAAAGACCUUGCUGGACUGAUAAUACUUUUUGUGAAACUAAUUUUGUCCCUCAGCUUGAAGGUCUGCUCUUCCAUUUCCUAACAAUUUCAGCUCAAUUUCCCAGAGCCAGGCAGGACCAGUUACAAUACCAGCUGCAAAGAGUCAAAUCCACCCCAAUUGCCCUAGCUCCAGGCAAUGAAUUUGUAAAAUUUGGGUUGGCUGAAUUGAUUAGUGCACUAACAAGUUAGCUAUAAGAUUCCUGUGCUGCUGGGUAUGGCACUGUGCUGGUGCUAUAUUGUGGGAUUUGGGAUAUGGUUUGAACCCUAAACCUGUUUGGUUGGGGUAACUAUACCCAAGUUGGAUACCUUUGACAUGUAGAAUCAUGUGCAGAAUAAUAACUUCAAUAUUCCCAUGCCAGGGAUGAAUUGUCCUGAGCUUCAGCCCUCUGGAAAAACUUCUCUCCAGCCUAAAUCUCAGUAAAACCUCAAAAUGCAGCUUGGGUUUAUUAUAGUCUAAUUAGUUGUUUGGUAGUACAAAACUUGAGUAAUGCUGAAAAAAGAAACAUUUUUUGUCUUCCCCCCCC